CUAUUCUCAAAAUGCAAAAUCAAAAAUAAAUAUUAAGAUAACUGUUUUGAGCAAUUAAAGAUUUCGGACGUCGGCUGUCCGUCCCAAGCAUAAUAAAGUACAUUUAGUUUUUAGUUAGGUUAGGAAAAAAUUAGAUUAAAGAGUAAUGCAAUGCGCUGAGAAAUCUCGAGAAAUGAAAACUAAACUCACACUCCACUCGAACUCAAGAAAUUCUCGAGUAUUUUUGGCUGGACUCUACAAGCGGCCCCUAGUCUCGUGACAAUUUCUAACUCCAUGACUGAGACCAAAGUGAGACGAACCUAGGCGGUGUGGGAUUUGCAUUUUGCAUUGUGGUGAAACUGGAAUUUGAUAUGGCGACGCCCUGGCAAGGAGGUUAUUUUGAGUCUUUGGAAAAUUCGAAUAUUAUUUCUACAAAAUGUAUUGAUAUAGUUGCAGAUAUCCAAAAUGGCCAAGCAGGAAUUCUGCAGCUGGUGGAAGAGCUGAAUGUGCUGCUAACGAGCAAGGAAGCAGAGUCGCGCCGUCAGGGAACACGGGUUCUUUCUGACGUGCUGCAAGCCCUGCCGCCAGCGCUACUGCGUGACUCGGAGCUGCAGUCGCUGGCAAGGUUCCUGUGCGACAGACUCAAGGACCACCACUCGGUGCUGCCAGCCGCACUGCAAGGCAUCCUGGCCCUUGUAUCCAUGGUGAAUCUACCAGCCACUUCCGCGGCCCAAAUAUUAGCGGCCAUCUUUCAAAAUGUUCCUGGCAGUUCACAGACACAAACUGACCGUUACACACUCUACAGAAUACUGCAACUUCUCUGUGACAACAAUGGUACAGAGCUGGUUGCUGAUGUUCCAGACUUGGUGUUAGGCAUCAUUUCUAUGAUUGAUGGAGAACGUGACCCCAGAAACCUUUUGUUUAUUUUUUCCUGGCUACCCAGGUUUAUAGCUUCCUUUCCAUUGGGCCACCUAGUUGAGGAGAUGUUCGAAGUUUUGGCUUGUUACUUCCCUGUGGACUUCCGCUUGAAGGCAGAUGAUCCGGAGGAAGUAUCGCGCGACCAACUGGCUGCAGCGCUGCAGAACUGCCUCGUGGGCUCUCCGCAGUUCAGCGAGUGGUGCCUGCCGCUGCUGCUCGACAAGCUGGGGUCCUCGCUGCACCGGGCCAAGCUGGACUCCCUGCGCCUGCUGGCGGCGGGCUGCAAAGUAUUCCCGUGCUGCGACCUGCGUGCGUCCUGGAACAAGCUGUGGCACCUGCUGCUCCCUGAGAUGCUGCCCGGCACAGACCGUGAGCUGCGCGAAGAGGCUGUGCACAGUGUUCAGGCACUGGUGCAGGCAGCCACAGUCUCGCCCGACCAUGCCUUCCUGCACCAGCUGCUCUCCACUCUGCUCGCAGCAACAGACUCCUGUAUCUGCGACGCACAGUUGAACCUGUUUGCACCGGCAGUUGGCCUGAUCGUGGCUGUGAGCGUGGUGUCGGCUAAUGCAUGUCACAUCGUUGCUUCCGAGGUGGUGCCGCUGUGGGUGGAGCAACUGCGGGCGAGAUCGGAGCCGAGGGAGCGUGAGGGUGUGCUGCAGGCGCUCACGGCUCUGCUGUCUGCUUGUACGACCCAUGGAGCGCAGGCCUCAGGACACGUCACAGCAGACAUUGUGAUGUUGUACGUCGAGGCGGGUCGGGACGUUUCGGUGGCGCUAAAGACCAAGGCACUGCAAGGACUAGCAGCAGUGGCGACGCUGACUCAGGUUGACGUGCGCCCGCAUGUGUACCAACUACUGAGUGAUACUUUAAGGCAGGAGAACUGCAGUAGCACCAGGAGUGAGGCAGUGGCGUGCCUGCAGAGCUACGCAGGUGCGUACCCCACUGAGGUGCUGGGCUGGUUGCAAGUGCUGGAGACACAACUGGACGAUGAUGUGUUGACGAUGAGGUGCCUGGACGGCCUGAGUGCAGUGGCUGGCCACGAGCCCUUCUUGUCGCACAUCUUGCCAGGAAUGCUGCGGAGGCUCUUGGACCCUCAGCAAGCUGCCCUUUGCGGGGUCAUAGCUCGCUCGCUCAGGAAGGUGGUAGAGGGCGAAGGCAGUGGUGCGUCGGCAUCGCGGUUCCUGCACGAGAGAUGUGACGUGGUGUCACGCGUGCUGGCCUGGUGGCAGAGAGAUCCUACCCCUAAUGCCGUGUGCGACCCUGUCGUAGUGGCUGACCUGGUGGUGGUGCUGCUCUCUGUGGUGCUGUCAUUGGACUUCAGUGCCCAGAGCAGCUUGGUGGAGAAACACGUCCCAGCAUUCCUGAACACCUCAUCUGUGCUGCACAUAGAGCCAUUCCAGUCACAUCACAUACAUUCAGUGGCACUGUGCGAAGCCCUGCUAGCAGGCCUGUAUGGUGGCGUGCGCGUGCCACAACUGGAUGUGCUGGCGGACAAGCUGCUGCGCACGGCUCUCCAAGGCACGGACCCAGAGCGCACCUCGGCCGCACGACUGCUGGCGUGCUUCGUCAACAAGAAGCAGGAUGGGCCGCAGCUGGUGACAGAGGAGGCAGCGCAGGGAUCCGCGCAGCUGGUGACGUGGGUGUGCAAGGCGCUGGUGAUGCGCGGCCACGCGGAGGCCGACCACUGGACGGACAGGCUGUUCACCCUGCUGGCCUGUCCCAGAGAGGGCCCAACCGCAGCCCGGGGGUUCCAGAUAGUACUGCAGGAGGACGCUUGCUUGUCUGCCCGCUGCCAUUGCAUUGUUAGGCUGUUAUACAAGCAGAGGUUCUUUCAAAUGGUGCUGGAUCGCUUUCCUUCUUUGUUGGUUGCACCGGAGACGGGCCGUUCCAACUAUCACCUCAUGUUGGCUCACCUCCUCCAGGAAGUCGACCCUGCCGUCGUCACGCUACACUUGCCGCAGGUGUUGCCACUACUGCUGGAGGGUCUGGCUGUGGAGGACCCCACACUGCUGCUGGCGGCUGCUCGCACACUGCAAGGCUUGCUGCGUGCCAAGCUCUCUGCUCUGCACGCUCAUGCACACACGCUGGUCAAUAGGCUGUUGGCUCUUGCAGUUUUCCCUGCUGACAUGAAGGUGCGUGUGGCUGCGCUGGAAGCACUGCUGCAGCUGUGCAGCUGUCCCACACACCUGCUGUUGCCCCUGAGGAGUCAGGUGCUGCAGGGCCUGGGGCAGUGCGUGGAUGACCGCAAGAGGCUGGUGCGCAGAGCUGCGAUGGCAACGCGCAACCGCUGGUUCCUGAUGGGCACGUCUGCCGAGCCCGCUUGCUCUUGAUGCCCUCUUGUCGUUAGACAGCAUGAUACAAUACCAUGACUGAUGCAGCAGUCUCAGAUUCUCCACAAGCCACCAAACAGCCUGCACUGUUGAGAUAACCUGUAUAUUUGGUAGGUUUGUGCUGGUACAAUUACCAUGUAACCACCAGUUUUCACACGUUUAGUUGAUAUAUUCUUUUCUCGUAUUAAAAUUAUAUUUUUUAAGAGUGUAAAUUUUUAGAACUAUUUUUUCUGUGGUUUUUACUUUAUUUAGUUUUAAGUUCCCAUACAAAAUGUUCAUCUGAAAAGUUAAAUAUGAUGUUAAUUCUGUAUGUAUUAAUAUAAUGCAAAUAAAAUUGUAUAUAUAUUGCCCUUGAUUAAGCUGGUUUUAAAGGAAAAAAGGAUUGAAUAAUGGGAGAUUUUUUUUAGCUCUCUUAGUAGGUCAUUAAUGGUAUAUUAGAAUCUUUUUACACGCUUUAUAUUAGCUUCACCUGUAUGUUUGUAUGUAUGUUUGUUUGUAUGUUUGUAACAGACUUUUUUGGGUGCGAUUUUGACCCACUUUAAACGGCUAGAUUUCAUUCAAACUUUGUAGAUUUAUCGAGGACCGAUGACAAUACACUAAUUUGAUAAGAUUAUUCCAUUAUUCAAUUUGCAAAUUAAGAUUUUUGUCAUUUUAUAUAAUUUCACAAGAAAGAGUUCGCACAUGAGCAAAAUGUUUUUCUUUACAAUGUGCUAACUCUUUUCUUUCAGUUUGUCUUUGGUGUGAUAUAAACAAAGCCUACUAAAUAUUGUGACAUUUAAUUAAAUGAAAAGUGAUAAUGGGUUGUGUUUAUUGUGAGCAAUAUACUUUCUUGAAGAGAAUAUUAUCUAUAUUUGUAAAAAUAUGAAAAAAAAAAAACCAGGAAAUAAGGGCUUUAAAUGUUGUUUCUUUUGUUAAAUAGAGAAACACAAUUA
Molecule: messenger RNA, 4159 nt
Organism: Bacillus rossius redtenbacheri
Lineage: Eukaryota; Metazoa; Arthropoda; Insecta; Phasmatodea; Bacillidae
Gene: Mms19
Product: MMS19 nucleotide excision repair protein homolog
Exons: 19
Coding region: 351-3227 (958 amino acids)
Biological process (GO): iron-sulfur cluster assembly
Cellular component (GO): cytosolic [4Fe-4S] assembly targeting complex
Source: RefSeq, a predicted model, not a curated record